Messenger RNA from Paramecium sonneborni, 690 nucleotides. Lineage: Eukaryota; Ciliophora; Oligohymenophorea; Peniculida; Parameciidae. The record is from the annotation of a GenBank genome assembly.
AUGGCAAGCCCUUAAUAUAGUUUUUUAUGUCGUGAGAUCACAUUCUUCACAGUUUAAUAUUAUUUGAUGCAGCUAAUUCAGUAAAACAUAAUAAGUUUCAAAUACCCCCCAAGCUUUUAUUACAAUUCUCGAAAUAUGUAUUUAAAUACACAUUUACUAAUCUCCUUAAUAUAGAAUUUAGUGCAAAUAACAUAAUCUAAACUACAAUUUAUGGAUCACCAUAUGUUUAAAUUGAAGAAAUAGCUCCUAAUAUUUAUUUUACAAAUAAAAGAAUCUAAUUGGUAGGUACAAUCUUUCAUUAAAAUUGCAUCUCUGGAAUUACAGAAAACAUAUCUUCAACAAUUACUUAUGAAUCGAUAUCAAAUAAGGUAAUUAAAUGAGAUAUUGAAUCAAAUAUUCUACCAAAUAUUUACUACUCUAGUAAAUGUCAAACUCCAAAUGUGCAAUUUGUUUAGCUUGAUGAAAAGUUUUGAUUAAAUAGUUAAACCUCCAUUAAUUGAUAAAGUGAAUAAUAGAGGUUUUUCAUACUUUUUGAAUUAUUAUAAGAUAAUUAUAAAUCUAACUCUUUUAUUAAUUAAAGAGACUAUUGAUUUAAAUAAGCUCCUCCAUAUAUUUGAUUUUACUUUAGAAUCCACUAUCAAAAUUUAUGCUUUUAUGAAUUAAAUAAAUGAAGUUGAUGUAUGGAGAUGA